AUGACAACCCGGACUUCAGUUCACCUACCAUCAAUUCGAUCGCUAUUUCAAGGAUUACAGGAUAAUUUAGAUGACACGGUUAAUAGCGAUCCAAUGGCAUCAUCACUUGGUAAUGUCAGUCGUCUCCAAAAUAAUUUAACUUUCCUAAUGGAGCCAAGAACCAGCGAUGUCCCCUCGCUUUCUCAACCACAAUCGAAAGCAUAUCAAUCGCCACCUCGCUCGUCCACAGAAUUGUCUGUGGAGUCCGUUAGAUCUGCUCAAAUUUUAGAAUCUCUUUCUUCUGCCUCCUUGGUGCCAAGAUAUAGUCAACCAGUACCGACAUCAUUCCACAAUCAAGGCGUAUAUACACCAAUACCCACGCCAAUAUCGAGUACGGUGACAAAGAAUUAUGAGCAUUCAAGUCAUGUUAGAAAAGUCAAUGUUUUAGUUAAUGACUUGACACCUGAAUCAACUUCGGAAAAUGAAUUGUCUACGGAUUCAAAUGGUAGUAAUAAAGGAAAGAGAUGCGCGUGCAAGAAGUCACACAGCUUCCCACAACAUAUUCCAAGACCACGUAACGCGUUCAUCUUAUUCAGACAACAUCUUCAUCCUUCUUUAUUCCCAAAAGACAAAGAGCUAUUGACGACUCAAGGAUCCUUCAAGACUAAUUCAGAUGUCUCGAGAGAAAUUGGACAACGUUGGAGACAAUUAUCUGAUGAAGAAAAAAAAUACUGGCAAGCACUAGCUCAGAAAGAGAAGGAAGAGCAUAGGAAAAAAUAUCCAGACUAUAAAUACACUCCAAGGAAAUUAUUGUCUAGUCACGACAGUGACAGCGAUAAUGACAAGAAGAGAAAAUAUAAAGGACUUUGUGAAUUUUGUCGACAAAAAAAGAAACAUGCCCAUAAGGCUGGCAAUUAA
Molecule: messenger RNA, 897 nt
Organism: Kazachstania africana CBS 2517
Lineage: Eukaryota; Fungi; Ascomycota; Saccharomycetes; Saccharomycetales; Saccharomycetaceae
Product: HMG-box domain-containing protein
Exons: 1
Coding region: 1-897 (298 amino acids)
Biological process (GO): cell differentiation; anatomical structure morphogenesis; negative regulation of transcription by RNA polymerase II
Molecular function (GO): DNA-binding transcription factor activity, RNA polymerase II-specific; RNA polymerase II cis-regulatory region sequence-specific DNA binding
Source: RefSeq, a predicted model, not a curated record